This is a messenger RNA of Exophiala viscosa, 2165 nucleotides long. RefSeq lists its product as uncharacterized. The record is from RefSeq and is a predicted model, not a curated record. Gene Ontology annotation, molecular function: DNA-binding transcription factor activity, RNA polymerase II-specific; zinc ion binding; transcription cis-regulatory region binding. Lineage: Eukaryota; Fungi; Ascomycota; Eurotiomycetes; Chaetothyriales; Herpotrichiellaceae. The transcript is spliced from 5 exons. The coding region runs from base 87 to 1904 and encodes 605 amino acids. Gene Ontology annotation, cellular component: nucleus. Gene Ontology annotation, biological process: regulation of DNA-templated transcription.
GAGAUGGCAGCAACGCAAGGUCCUUAAGUCAAGGCCGCUCCGUCGAGCAGUGUUUUAGUUCCUGCUUAUCAACUAUUUACCAAGCAAUGACGCCUACUGCUGCAUCUCCGUAUCCUACUGAUACGCUGGGGUUGAGAACAAAUCGCGCAUGUCGAAAUUGCGUUCAGAUCAAGGCAAAAUGUGUUCCAGUGCCGGGAUCCAACAGUUCCACUUGCCAAAGAUGUCAUCGUUUGGACAAAGUCUGCACGACUCCUGCUCCUGUCCCUCGCCACCGGGGUCGAAAUAAAUCAAACCGAGUGGCUCAACUAGAGGAGAGAAUUAACAACCUUACCAGUCUUCUCACCAGCACCAAGCCUGCUGAUGAGGUACCCAACCAGCCAUCGAGUCACGCACAGCAGUCUAUGCUGACACCGCCCGUGUCGAUAAUACACGAUCCAGACCAGCCCUCUUGUCAAAGCAGCUCACAUGCUAAGAGUGCAUGUAGACCUCCUCCUGGGAACAGUGCCAGCAAUGACGCAGAUAAAACGACGCACUUUCGCACCCGAUUGCCACCCGCCAUCGAAGAAAGGCUGUUCAGCGACUUUCGGACCUACAUGAACGGAUACUUCCCUUAUGUGAUCAUUCCUCCACAGGUAUCAAGUGCAUCUGUCCGAGAGGAGAAACCUUUUCUCUUCAGAACGUGCAUAGCUGUGGCUUGUCAUGUCGACCCUCCCGUGCAACGACAACUAGGCGAGGAGCUGUUUCGGCACAUUGGAGAAAGUAUGUUGCUCAAGGCAGAGAAGUCACUAGAUCUCUUGCAAGGAAUCUUGGUGCUUAUUUCAUGGUAUCAAUGCUAUAAUUUCUACAACCCGCAAUGGAUGAACCUGCUUCAUCUCGCCUCUGCAUUGGCGAUUGACCUAGGCAUUAACCGACCCAAUCACUCGGGGCCGUGGCCUCCUGUAGGAAUGGUGGUCGACACAAAUCAACUCAUACACGGCAAAUCCGUCAACCAUGGAUGCAAAACGUCCGACGAACGCCGAGCACUUUUGGGAGUCUAUUACCUGACUGCGGAGCUUGCAGCCUGCUUUAGGAGGGUAGACUCCAUGCAAUGGACGCACCACUUGGAAGAUUGUUGUAACGCUCUACUAGCCGCCGACGAAUAUGCUUCCGAUAUAGAGGCUGUUCAAAUGGUUCGCCUGCAUCGAAUGGUAGGGCGAUACCACGACGGGAGCGUACCUUUGGAAAACGUACCAAUCAGUACUUACUCAAGAUGUGUUCAAGACGAUUUCCAACGAUUCAGAAAAGACCUGCCAGCUGGUCUUGAAGGAAGCACUCGUUUCGAGUUGCAUGUGCUAAGUCACGAAAUCAGCUCUCUUGAGCACAUAAUGUCUUCGGGAGUGGACACGGCACUCGCCCGAGCAGGAGCUCUAUACACUUGUUUGAAGCGUGUCGGUAACCUGAUCGACUGUUUCACGAAAUUCCCCGCCACCCGACUCCAGUACAUACCAUUCAUGAUCUGGAUUCACCUUUUGCACGCCAUUAUUGUGAUUGCGAAACUGUCAUUUCUCGAGGCGGAGGGCUGGGAUUUGCAGUAUGUUCGAACUUCGGAGACGAGCUUCCCAGCAACCUGCACCGGCCUGAUUGCUUACCUGGAAGCCGCUUCCCGACAAUGUCAGGGUGAAUCCCAAGUACCAAGUCCCGUAUCCGCUCGUUUCAACAUGAGCGCCGAGAAAUUGCGUCAAUGUCUGAAAUGGUACGAGAACAAGAUCCAAGCAGAAGCUGAAAGUAUGGCGUCCACAGAACCUUGUGUUGUACGUAAUCUUCCACCUUUCGACCCUGCAUUGGAGGGAUUCUUCGAAGGCUUCGAUGAUGGGCUGUGGGCAGACUUUACUGGAGAUUUUGGCAAUACCGGUAUGCAGUUUUGACAACUUUAUGAUCGUGAAUGCCACCAAGCUGCAUCUCUCUUCAAAACUUACAAGAUUACAUCUCAGACGACUAGACAGGAAUGGACAAGUCCAAGAUGUUCAAUCUGCCAGUCAAAAUAUGAGUCACAAUCUGCUUGCACUGAAUAUGCACAAACCUCCCUCCCGAAUGUUUGUCACGUUCUAAGAGGGGUCGUCAACACCCGAGAGAGUCAAUCCCUUGGACAUGGACGCGCUCAUAGAGUGCAUUUGCGAUCUCAAGGA